Messenger RNA from Pseudogymnoascus destructans, 2765 nucleotides. RefSeq lists its product as uncharacterized. The transcript is spliced from 2 exons. The record is from RefSeq and is a predicted model, not a curated record. Bases 312 to 2609 code for a protein of 765 amino acids. Lineage: Eukaryota; Fungi; Ascomycota; Leotiomycetes; Thelebolales; Thelebolaceae.
UUCUGGAUCUCAACCACCAAAUAUUAUCCUUUGUUUCUCGCAGCGUUCUAUUCUAUAUACUACAGAUAUUAUGAAACCAGCAUCUACCCCGCUCUCAACAUAUUCCACCCAAUGCUUACGAGUCCUGUCACCACAAGCACUCCCAUACUUUCUUUCUUGAUUGCGUCGCCGACAGAUGAUCCGCGCCGCCUUGAUGGCUGCUCCAUAGAUUUACCCCACCAUUCCAUCGCCGCAAUCACUCUCCCCAACCUCGAUUCAAUGUCUUCAUAAACCCACUUCUCGAAUAAAGCCAAGUAAGGUCGACGGCAACCAUGGCGACCGAUCAGAAGCAGAAGUACGUUUAUGUCCCACCGAUCGAAUAUGCGCGGUCUCAAGAACCAACGGCCGGCAGCUCUCGCCCCAGAGUCCCACCCCCACUUCCCCCGCGUAAACCAUCAACACAGGUCGCCGUGCCGCCUCCAUAUUCUUUAUACGACUUCGAAAGGGCCGAGUUAGCUUCAGAGACAUGGGUUCACGACCCAAGGACCUCCCCGAUGGAAUCGAUAAGCCCGUCCGAGUUACGAGAGGGACAGCGUACGCUCCUGCUCAUUUACAUCCAUGGCUUCAUGGGCAACGAGACGAGCUUCCAGAGUCUGCCUGCUCAUGUUCACAAUAUCCUCACGGUGGCCUUGGCUGAGAGCCAUGUGGUGCAUACCAAGAUAUAUCCUCGAUACAAGUCGAGAAACUCAAUUGAGGCUGCAAGAGACAACUUCAGCGAUUGGCUCGGACCGCAUGAAAAUGCUAACACAGAUAUCGUGUUACUUGGCCACAGCAUGGGAGGCUUGCUUGCUGCAGAGGUUGCUCUCAUGCCUUCUCCUGACCCAAGCCACGGUGGACAGUUCAAGCACCGAGUCCUCGGCACUAUUAGUUUCGAUACACCAUUCUUAGGCAUGCACCCUGGGCUGGUAGUAAGCGGUAUAGGGAGCUUGUUCAGACCGGCUCCUGCGCCGCCUGGGUCUGCACAGAACACACGGGAGUCGUCGACUGUUACUGACACGUCGGAGUCAGGCAGCAUUUCAUCAAUGCCAACGACUGCUGCUUCUAUAACGACAGUGAGCUCAGCAGAUACACCUCUAACCCUAAGCACCAGCAACAACUCAUCGAUCCACACUGCCACUACCAAUGAUCCGUAUUAUAACCCACCCUUCGUCAACGACAUUAACAUCAAGGAACGCAGCGGGUGGAACGGCUUAUUACAUUUCGCCAAUAAGCAUGUUGAUGGCCUUACAUCCGCAACCAAGCAAUACUUCCUGUCCCAUAUUGAAUUUGGUGGCUGCCUCGCCGACUUCUCGGGACUGAAGAACCGGUAUGCUCGUCUGCGGCACCUAGAAGAUGUCGACGACACGACAGAGGCGGCGUUGGCAUCCGAUGCUAGGCGUAUCCGAUUCGUCAACUACUACACCGCGAGCACUGGGCUACCGAAACGGGUAAAGGUGCAGCAAGUAAAGGCGAAGGACGAGGAUGGGAACGUUGUUUCAGUGGAAACUGCGACGGAGAAUUUGAGCCUCGAGGAAUCCGCGAAGGCUACCAGGGAUAUCCCGGCUGAGUUGGCAUCUUCUGGCGUGCUUGAUGGACCCGGGGCUGCAAUAAUUUUGGUCGCAGAGACGGGUAAGGCAGCAAAUACAGAGGCGAAAGUACCAACAUCAGAAACUCAUAUCUCUGAAGAUGCGCCAGAGCAAGACGAUGAUGAUUAUGAAGCACAGCCGAUGCAGCACAUAGACUCUAUGCCCAUCCAAAGCGACGACGAAGAUUCCCAAGAUGACGACUUCCAUGAUGCCCCUGAAGACACCCACCAAGCCACAGCCGACGUAACGACAGCGACCCCACCAACACCAGACGUACCGACAAGGACCUCGCCGAUACCAGACGUACCAACAGCAACCUCGCCAAUACCAGACAUAACAACCUCAACCGGCGACCCCGCUCUCCCCCCCAUCCCCCCCAUCCCAGAAGAACCCUCUCCCCUCGAGCUCUCCCUCUACAGCGACACAGACUCCCGCAAGCUCGCCGAAAAAGAACAUAAGCGCAUCCUGAAGAUCUACCAGACAGCUGUCAAGCAUCGCGAGAGCGCGCUCAAGGACCGUCGGAAACUCACUGAGAAGCGCGAGAAGAAGGCGGCGCAGGGGCGCGAGAAGCUGCGCAAGACGGAGCAGAAGAGGGAACAGCAGGAGAAUGAGAAGAGGCUUAAGGAAGAGGAGAAACAGCGUAUUGCUGAUGCUAAGGCGGCGGAGCUCCGGGCUGUGACGGUUAAUCCCAGCGGCCCUGCCCCUGGCGCGGAUGCCCGAGCGGGAUCUACCUUCGAGGGCACAGAAGCAGCGCCGCUGAAGAAGAAGAAGGAUAAGCGCUUUUGUCUGUUGCCCGGCGAUCUGGAGCGCAGCAGCGGCGGGCUGGAUAAAUGCUGGGUGCGCGUUUACAUGGAGGGUGUGGACGAGGUAGGCGCGCACUGUGGGUUAUUCUUCCCAGGACCACAGUAUGCGGCGCUGCUGGGCGAUACGACAGAGCGGAUUCAGGGGUGGGUGAAUGAUGAUGCGACGAGGCGGGCGAUUUUAGACAUACAUAGCCUGGAUUAGGUGAUCUGGGUGGAUGGUGGUGGAUAUUACUGUAUGUACAGUAGUAGUCACAUGCGGCGUUUUAUGGAUAGAUAGAUUCAUGAAGUUACGAUACCCCAUCUCGCUCUCUCUCUCCCCCUUAUAGCUAUAUUCUAGCGCACACACGUCUAUUUCGGA